This is a messenger RNA of Gongylonema pulchrum, 648 nucleotides long. NCBI's taxonomy places the organism in Eukaryota, Metazoa, Nematoda, Chromadorea, Rhabditida, Gongylonematidae. The record is from the annotation of a GenBank genome assembly.
AUGGUUCGAAUGCUUUAUCAAAAUGGCGACAAAGUACUCAAUACGGUCAACGAUAACAAAGAGCCUUUUUAUAUGCAACUCGAAGCUCUAAUGAGACGCGAGAACAGUGAAAAGAAGAUGCCGCCACAUGAAAACGGACAAACAGAAAGACUGCAGGGUCCUUCGAAUGGCAAGCCAGUUGUUUUCCCGCAGGUGUUCAUGAAUCACGCUCAGAAUGGGAGCAAGAAACAUUCAACAAAUUCAGUGAAAGAACCAAUCUCUCCUUUUCUCAACUUCAGUUCUAUGGCGGAACCGAAGAAUUCCCCGAUUGUAAAUUUGUUUUCGAAGCCCUUCGAUGUUUUUUCCACGCAUGCUCUUUUUCCGAAAUCGGUGGACACUACUUCUAGCGGGAACGGGAGCCGCGAAAUGCCUGUGAUGGACGAACUGAUCACCAGACAAAUGAAUAUUUUAAAGCGCCAAGAAGAACUUCAGCGUCGUGCAGAACUUCUAUAUGAGAAACAGAUGGCCAGGGAAACGAGAAUUGAAGAUAGCGUGGCGUCGCUUGGCAAGGCAGCGUCCCAUCUCGAACAAAUCGGAGAGUUCCUGCUUAAUGCUUGUCGUUACGCUAGUCUUACUGGAGGCACUUUCAGCCCAAAUAACAACACCUGA